This is a messenger RNA of Micropterus dolomieu (smallmouth bass), 1529 nucleotides long. RefSeq names its product neurexophilin-2. The coding region runs from base 29 to 949 and encodes 306 amino acids. Gene Ontology annotation, molecular function: signaling receptor binding. The record is from RefSeq and is a predicted model, not a curated record. Lineage: Eukaryota; Metazoa; Chordata; Actinopteri; Centrarchiformes; Centrarchidae. The transcript has 2 exons.
CGAUGUCUGAUGUUUUGUUGACCCCUCCAUGCACUCCAUCCACCGCAACCUCCUCUAUAACAAUAUCACACUUCCUGCUUUGCUCCAGAUGAACAAGAAUCUUAACUCAUUCAGGCUCUGUCACUGGAACGUCCAAGGGUUGGAGAAGCAAGUGGACUUCUCAGACCUGGGCCCAGUGGGGUCAGUGAUGAAGACUCUUCCAUAUGGCAUGGGUGAAGGCACAGUGGGUGGAACGUCAGGGGGAGUGGUGAAACCUCCAUACCAAACACGUAUCUUUUCCACUUCAAUUGACCAGACACCCAUGAAAUCCAAGCCACCCACCUACAGUUUCUUUAACCCAUAUGACUCGGCCCGGAACCAGUCCCUGCUUCUAGACCAGACAGGCUACCGCUCUAAGCGCAAGCCCUCACUAAAGACCGCCAUGAAGACUAAGAAGAUCUUCGGCUGGGGAGACUUCUACUUUAACGUCAAGACCAUGAAGUUCAGUUUGUUGGUGACAGGGAAGAUUGUGGACCACAUCAACGGGACGUUCACUGUUUACUUCCGCCACAACUCAUCCAGCCUGGGUAACGUGUCGGUCAGUAUUGUGCCUCCAACCAAAGUGGUGGAGUUUGAGGUCCUCCAGCAGCAGCAGCUGCACCCCCACACCCAGCAGGAUGUCCAGAUCCAGGAGACCCAGCAGUCCACUGUCGACCCCAAAGAGACAAAGACCUUUAACUGUCGGGUGGAGUAUGAGAAAACCAACAGAUCCAAGAAGCCCAAACCCUGCCUGUACGAUCCAUCUCAAACCUGCUUCACAGAGCACACCCAGUCCCAUGCUGCCUGGCUCUGUGCCAAACCCUUCAAGGUGAUCUGCAUCUUCAUCUCUUUCUUUAGCAUCGAUUACAAGCUGGUUCAGAAAGUGUGUCCAGACUACAACUUCCAAAGUGAGCACCCUUACUUUGGAUAAGUACGUGAGACUGAACUGAAAAGAGAAAAAAUUAAGAGACAAUGUUAAUGACGAUGAUGACGAUUAUAACAAUGAUGAUGGAAAUGAUAGUCAUAUUGAUUAUGAUGAAGAAGCAGGGGACAGUUUUUUGCCUCUAAACUGCUGUGAAUCAUGGAUUUAAAAUAUAAUCAGAAUUAUGGAUGGUUAGGAUAUGGCUGAUUUCUCUGACUUAUUUUCCAACUUUGUAUUUGUUAACUUCUGUUUUUAUUUGAUUUUCUUUUCUGUAAAUAAUGUACUUAACCUCAGCACACCUACUGUUUUUAGAUAUUUGUUUCUCAGUGUUAUUACUUUUUGCAUUUGGAGAAUUCAGUUGAAAACAGCCGGAAUCAGUAUUAUGCCCUCCGAGUACAAAGGGAGCCUCUGAGACGGCUGUGCCAUCACUGUAUGGCGGACGUAAUGUUAUGGUAGACUGACUGUUAAUCAUGCUCUCAGCUCUACGUUUCAAACCUGGAUAUGAGAGAGCUAUAUGUAUGAGAAAUGCUAUGCUGGAUAUGCAUACAAUAUACUGUAUGAAAAAGCACAUUAAAAUCUCUUAAACUGU